Molecule: messenger RNA, 3055 nt
Organism: Magnolia sinica
Lineage: Eukaryota; Viridiplantae; Streptophyta; Magnoliopsida; Magnoliales; Magnoliaceae
Exons: 9
Coding region: 227-2767 (846 amino acids)
Molecular function (GO): ubiquitin binding
Source: RefSeq, a predicted model, not a curated record
UCGUCCUUACUAGCAUGCCCCAGGAAGCUCGUCUAACCCCCGCCGUUCUUCUUUCUCCUCUUCUCCAAGCAACUAUAAAAUCCACAGCUCGUCCGAUUGCAGAAACCGGGCAUCCAAAAGGCAAAAAAAAAAAAAACCCUAUCUUUGCACUUAUUUACAAAACUGCCACCCUCUUGUCUCUUUCUCAUCUCCUUCCCAAUUCAAACAGAAAAAGAAAAAAAAAAUCAUGUCUACUCGAUCGAACAAGGGUUUCGUCCGAUACCAGAAGAAAUUCAUUCCCAAGAACCAAAAUCAAUCCAGAGAAGAUUCGAUCUCCAAUCUCCCACUCACAUCUUCUCUGAGAGAAUCGUCUUCGAAGAUCGACGGUCGAGAUAACGCCGCGGCCAGUUCUUCUUCGUCUUCCGCUUUGAGUUCCAGUUCUUCGACUAGGGUUCGGAUGGAAACGAAUGGGAAUUGGGUUUCUAAAAGUCAAGGUGGCAGUUUCGUAAAUUACUUGCCCCAGGAUGAGGCGGUCGCCACCGGCCUCGGCACAGAAGAUGGAGCGUUGGAUCCGGUGGAGUCGCAGAGGGUGGUGGAUCUUCUCAAUAGGGAGCUGUCUAGGUUGCUCAGAUUGAGCCCUAGAGAUUUCUGGAGAGAAGUGGCCAGUGAUAGUUCUUUGCACGAAUUUUUGGAUAGCUAUCUACAGUUUAGGAAUAGAUGGUAUGAUUUCCCUCAUCACGGAGUAAGAGGAAUAGUUGCAGGCAUCAUUGUUGGAGAGUUUGAAUUAAGCCGGCGUGUUUUCAUGGUCUUCUACCGCAUAUCUUCCAAUAAAGAUCCUGGUGCCCGUGCUAGUGAUAGCCUCAGUACAAAAGAGCAUGGAGCCCUCUUGCAGGAAAAGAAGUUACUUGACUUGCCGAAGUUGUUGGAUAUAUGCGCUAUCUAUGGCCAUGACAAUGAAGAAUUGACUAGCUUACUGGUUACUAAUGCGAUGAGAGCCCAGCCAACACUUCUUGAAAGUCUGCCAAAGACAGUUGCUCAUUUCCUAAGCAUUGUCCACACAAUGCAUCAGCGUUGCAACGCAUCUUUGGAGGUUCUAUUUUCCGCUGGAGAUCCUGAAGAUCAUGGGCACAGUCGACUACGUGCUGAUUUAUUAGAGGUCAUGGACUUCAUAAAUGAUGCAAUUGGAUCGCUGGAUGCCUUCGUGGAUGCAUACAAGCUCGCAGCUGUCUACUUCUCUUAUCCUGCUGAAAUAAGUUCCGGUAAUGAUGAACUACUCAAUACGCUGGCGAGAUUGCAUGAUUCAUUCCUACCAUCUCUGCAACGUGGACUUGAACUUAUUUUUAAUGCCAGAGUAGAUGGUACGCAUAAUCCACAUGGGGACACAAUUCCAACUAUUGCUGAAAAUUUCAAGAUGCUAUCGACAAGGAUAGUUAAGUUUGGUUGGAAAUUACUGGAUCUUUGCUAUUUAAGCGAUGAACUAGUUGAAAGCAGCACGCCCCUUCCAACCACUACAAAGAUGUUUCCUGCCAAAAUUGAGGAUCCUGCUGUAAGGGGAGACUUCUUGGUUCAGACAUUUAGAGAGAUCAGUGGAGUUUCGUCUCGACUUAAGGAGAACCAGAGCAGCGGAACAUUUCUUCAGAAGAUUGAAAGGAAUUACAAUAUAUUGAGCCGACUGGACAGUCUUCGGACUAGUGGAUGGAUUUUCAUGGAUGAGGAACAGUUUCAGUACUUGCUUCGCAUUGCAACAUCUUCUUCCUCCCAUGCUGCGGAGAGAGAACGGAAUGCACCAAUUCCUUUACCAAGCAAUCGGGCACAGACGAAUGAAGAUGCCGUGAUUAUUGAGUCUAAGAUCAGUCAGAUCAAAGACCUUUUCCCAGAUUAUGGUAAAGGGUACCUCUCUGCCUGUCUUGAAGCUUAUAACCACAGCCCGGAGGAGGUAAUCCAGAGGAUAUUGGAGGGAACUCUCCAUGAAGAUCUAUUGUCUCUUGACAUUUCGCUAGAGGAGGCUCCGGCGCCCAAGUCUGCAGCGUCUCUGAGCAAGAAGGAUAAAGGGAAAGGAGCGCUUGUAGAGCCCACGACAACAUCAUCCGCUAAUGCGGAUUUAUCGUCCUCUAACGCAGUUCCUUCAGUGGGCCACAGCAACAUGGGCGGCUCAGCAUCAUUGUCAUCGUCAUCAUCUUUGUAUGGGAGGUACACAAGGAAGUCCAAAGACGUGCUCGACCUUGAACUUCUAGACACUAGGGGUGCUGAGGAUUUGGCGAGGUCUGCUGCUCUCAUGUCACAGUACGAGUAUGAAGAUGAGUAUGAUGACUCUUUUGAUGAGCUGGGCCUGAGUCUUGUGGAGUCGGGAUUCGAGGAAACGGAGAGUUUGCUUGACCGGGGCAGUUUGUUUCCGGGGAAAUCUUUGGAUGCUGGGACAGAGAGAUGGCAGUCGCAGAAGAAGCCACAGUUCUACGUCAAGGAUGGGAAGAACUACAGUUACAAGGUUUCGGGUUCAGUAGCUGCCUCGAGUGCUCAAGAAGCGGCAAGGAUUAAUUUGACCCAGAAAGAACUUAUCCACGGCUUGGGGCGGGGCGGGAACUUACCAAUUGCGGCCUCUAGAAAGACGACAGAAUCUGGAGAGCAGGAUGAUCAGACAUCUGAUGGUGGGGAGGAACCGGCAGAGGGAUCAACAGGCGGGAGAGGAAAUCCGAACUCAAGGGGCAGGGGCCGGGGAAGAGGGGGCUGGAAUAAUUACAGGAAGGAUCGAGCAGCUAAGAAGCAUUUUGAUUCGUUGACGCGUUUUUAAGUAGUUACUGGGUUUUUGAGGAGUCCAAUUUUUAUUUUUAUUUUAAAUUGUCUAUAGUGAGGAUUACAGCAGUUAAGGGCCUGGUUGAACGUAUCUCAUGCAAAAGGAGUUUCUGGCGUGGAACAAGUGGAGACCAUGGGUGUUUGUGGAAGUGCAUCCAAAGACAUCAGGCAAAAUGAAGCUUGGCUCAAGACGUUGAUCAGCCCUCAAAAUGCCUUUUGAGGUUGUCCAAAUGGUCCCUUAGAGAUUCAAUUAUCAAUGAAAUGGCAGUUGAUUUUCUUGGGUAAA